Messenger RNA from Protobothrops mucrosquamatus (brown spotted pit viper), 2606 nucleotides. RefSeq names its product peptidylprolyl isomerase G (gene PPIG). Gene Ontology annotation, biological process: protein peptidyl-prolyl isomerization; protein folding. Gene Ontology annotation, molecular function: peptidyl-prolyl cis-trans isomerase activity. The transcript is spliced from 13 exons. NCBI's taxonomy places the organism in Eukaryota, Metazoa, Chordata, Lepidosauria, Squamata, Viperidae. Bases 214 to 2448 code for a protein of 744 amino acids. The record is from RefSeq and is a predicted model, not a curated record. Gene Ontology annotation, cellular component: nucleus.
CACACACACAGGCGCGCGCGCCCGGGCUCCCCUCCUUUCUGCCCGCGCCAGCCUCCAGCCGCUCCGGGUUUCCCGCUUCGUCCCCUCCUCCACUGACGCAGUCCGUCUGCACCAGAUCCUAACAUGGCGGCGGAGGCGGCGAGGUGGUGAGGAGCGCGGCCGAAGGGAGGUUGGAGGGCCUCACGAGAGGGGCUGAUAUAACAUUCUGAAGCCAUGGGAGUGAAAACCCAAAGACCUCGUUGUUUUUUUGACAUAGCCAUCAAUAACACCCCUGCUGGAAGAGUUGUCUUUGAAUUAUUUUCAGAUGUUUGCCCAAAAACAUGUGAGAACUUUCGCUGCCUUUGUACAGGUGAAAAAGGUAUUGGAAAAUCAACCCAGAAACCACUUCAUUACAAAAGUUGCUUAUUUCAUAGAGUUGUGAAAGAUUUCAUGAUCCAAGGUGGUGACUUCAGUGAAGGAAAUGGGAGAGGAGGAGAAUCAAUUUAUGGAGGCUUUUUUGAAGAUGAAAGCUUUGCUGUAAAGCACAACAAAGAAUUUCUCCUUUCAAUGGCCAACAGAGGGAAAGAUACAAAUGGUUCACAGUUUUUUAUAACAACUAAGCCUACCCCUCAUCUUGAUGGGUAUCAUGUUGUUUUUGGACAAGUAAUUUCGGGGCAAGACGUUGUAAGAGAAAUAGAAAAUCAGAAGACAGAUGCAUCUAGUAAACCGUAUGCAGAAGUGCGAAUAUUGAGUUGUGGAGAACUAAUUCCAAAAUCCAAAGUCAAGAAGGAAGAGAAGAAAAGACGCAAGUCGUCUUCAUCUAGUGAUUCAGAAAGUUCAAGUGAUUCAAAAACGUCUUCUGAUUCGUCAACUGAAUCUGACAGUGCUGCUGAAGAAAAAACAAAGAAAAAGAAAAAGAAACACAAAAAAACCUCUAAGAAACAUAAGAAAGAAAAGAAAAAGAGGAAAAAAAGCAAAAAGAGUUCAGCUAGUGAACCUGAAACAGAAAAUCCCGAAUUGCAACAGCCACUUUCUACAGUCCGUCCAGAAGAGAUUCCUCCUGUUCCAGAAAACAGAUUUCUGAUGAGGAAAAGUCCUCCCAAAGUAGAUGAAAAAGAAAAAGAGACAAAGAACAGAGAAAAAGAAAGGGAAAGUAAUCUAUCAAAUUGUCAAACAUAUCAGAGAAGGCUAUUGGUGACAAGAUCUGGAAGAAAAAUAAAAGGAAGGGGACCAAGGCGGUACCGGACACCUUCAAGGUCCAGGUCAAGGGAUCGCUUUAGACGCAGUGAGACUCCUCCACACUGGAGACAGGAAAUGCAAAGAGCUCAAAGAAUGAGAGUAUCAAGUGGAGAAAGAUGGAUAAAAGGAGACAAGAGUGAAAUGAAUGAAACCAAGAAGGAUGCUGCAAAUCAAAAAAGUCCAGGGAGAGGAAAAGAAAGAAAAAUAUCUGAUCACAGGGAGGGUUCUGAAAGUCCAGAUAGAAGAGGAGAAAAAGAAACACAGCCCAAAGAUCUCAAAUCUGACAGUAAAGACAGAGGGACAAAGAGAAAUUCUGAGAAAGAAGAUAAGGACAAACAUAACAAAAGUAAAGCCAAGAAAAAGGCUAGAUCCAAAAGCAAAGAGAUAUCAAAAAGUAAAGAAAGAGACUCAAAAUACAGUAAACAUGAAGAUAAAAAAAUGCGAUCAAGAAGCAGAGAAAAAGACAAAGAAAAAUAUAAUGACUUUCAUAGCAGAGAACGAAGCAAAAGCAAGGAGAAGAAUAAAAGGGGAAGAUCUAGAAGUAAUGGCCAGAAUCAUACCAAAAGUAAAGAUAGGGGAAAACAUGAACACUCAAAAAGUAGGGAACGUGAGCAGUCUAAAAACAAACAUAGUUCCAAUAAUAAGGCCAGAGAGCGAAGCAGAAGUGUGGACAGAGGCAAGCGAGCCAGGUCCAGAAGUAAAGAACGAGACCGCAGCAGAAGUAAAGAUUAUUCCAAACAUAGAGAUAGAGAAGUAAAAAGAAAAGGAAGAUCAAGGAGUAGAGAGAGAAGAGGCACCCCAGAGAGGUCCAGAGAGAAAGAAUAUAAAAGGCGGAAGGAAUCCCAUAGCUCUGAGAGGGAAGAAAGUCGAAGUAAAGACAGGCAUCGGGAUCAAGAGUACAAAAGUUCUCGCAAAAAGGAAGAUACUGGAAAAAAGAUGCGUUCAAAAAGCCAUGACAGCAGUAGCUCCGAGACGAAUAAAAGCAAAAAAUCAUAUAGAAAUCAAGAUAGAAGUCCUGACUCAAAGAAAAGAAGAAGCAGCAAGGACAGAGAAUUGAAAAGAUCAUACUCACGGAGGAGUAAGGAAAAGGAAAGGGACAGAUCUCGUUCUUCAAGAGAAAAAGAGAUCAACCAAAAAUCAAAAUAUCAGGAGAGAGAUCGUGCCCAUGGCAAAGAUAAAAAAUCCGAUCAUGAAUCAAGUGCUGGAACUGAUGAAGAUAAACAUGGAUGAGUUUAUGAACUUAUUGUUUCCACUCUGCUUCUAGGUUCUAGAGACAUGUUGGGGAACAUUUUUUUUUUUUUAAUGUGGACUUCAGUUUGGUUUUUUGAUAAUCCACAAUCUGGAUCAUUUGUACUGCUAAAGUUUUAAUAAACUUGAAAUGGAAAAAC